Messenger RNA from Talaromyces marneffei, 4338 nucleotides. RefSeq lists its product as uncharacterized. The coding region runs from base 1 to 4338 and encodes 1445 amino acids. The transcript is spliced from 5 exons. The record is from RefSeq and is a predicted model, not a curated record. Lineage: Eukaryota; Fungi; Ascomycota; Eurotiomycetes; Eurotiales; Trichocomaceae. Gene Ontology annotation, cellular component: membrane.
AUGGCAACGACAAGCUCACAAGCAUCUCCAGUGCCAUUCAAUACUGCGCCUAAUGGACCCCCGCAAAGAUCAGGCAGCGGGCUCGGUCGUCCAGCCUCCGCCAGGUCAAAGAGAUUGAGCAUCGGAAGCGCAGAGGAACUCGCAGCAGCACAGAAUUAUGGAAUGAUACCACCUAUGGCACCAGCUGCACCAGAGCCGCCGAGAGGGCCGCCAGUCUCAUUUCGAAACAGCCCUAUGCUAGAGCGAGCGGACAUGCCAUAUCGAGGUGCUGUCCCUCGGUCAUUUUCUGUUAGGUCAAGAAACCAAACUCCAGAAAGUGUCCAUGCGCUGGAGACUAUUGGAUACGAAGAUGGCAAUGGCGCACCAUAUGAACAGCUUCAAUAUCCACCUUCAGGGCGGCGUGUUUCAGCAGGUCACCCAACCUACGCAACUCCUCCACCGGCAAUGGCUAAUUCACCCUCACAAGCGUCGCCAAUGAAUCGAGUACGAAACUCACGAGGACCUUCAGAGGCACUUUCGCGACCGACAUCAGAAAGUCAGGCUUCCCCAGUCAGUCGCUCGAGCACUGUUCGAUCCACAACGAGCGAUAAAUUCAGCGCACCUACGGGUCGAUCUCCCCUACAGCAACUAGAGGGCAGGCUUGUUGGAAUGAGCAAGGAGGAAAAGAGAGCGCGAGUGAUAGAAGCCGAAAAGAGAUUGCGCGAGAAGAUGGCAAAUCGUGAGAGUCAGCGAGGAAGUCUUGCUGUGCCAGAUGCUCCCGUGAAUACCAAAGCAGACACAGCAGAAAACCAACAAAAUUUCUCGCAACCGGAUGUUUCUAGAGAUACCCCCGAGUUUCAACCUCAAAAGAGACAGGCUUCUGUUAGUCGCAAACCUGUUGUCCCUGAACACGCCCAAUAUGCCACGGUGCAGACAACUCAGGAGCCUCAGUAUGCGCUCAGUCAGGAUAGCCAAAGAAUGCAUGGUCCUCCUUCACAACCACAACAGAGACACCAAAGCGGGCGUCAGCGUAUCCCUCCUGUGAAUGGACAAUCCGUUCCACCAGCACAAUACCGCAAUAGGCAAGUGAGUCCAGGUGUUUAUGACCCCUCACCAAUAGCACCAGGCAUUCAAAGGACAGGAAGCAUCAAAACACAGAGACAAAUAAGGCCAAAUUACGAUACGCAGCGGCCUGUAACUUCUGCAGGUGGCCAGCCAAUACCAGCCGCUCAAGAUGCUCGUCCUGUAACCUCAUAUAAUGAACAAACAUUCCUAGAUCCCGACACUGAAGUUCGUCCUACUCAUUUUGCUGGGGAGGCUCUCAACCAAGCUGUCGGUGGACAGCAACAAACACCAGAAGACGCUCGUGAUGUGUCCCCUGCAUUAAAGAAAUCAAAACGGAACACUGUGUCCUUCGAUGUCCCACCGCCAACACCUCCUCCCCUGGAUGAAUGGCGAAAAGCUCCGGUAGCAAUAUUACGCCUCAUUGACCGAGACUUUGAGCGUCUUGACGUCGACAAAGGGAAGGCGUGGUGGGAAAAGGGCAGCUCGAAACGACGACAAAGCCGAGCUCUUCCGAACAACUAUCGCAAACCUACGCCCAAAGUGAACGAACGCAACCGAUUCAACCCUUUGCUCUUUUUGAAGUGUGGCCCGUUGUUACGUUAUCUUGGAAUUAGGAAGGCAACCGUUGAUGGACCCCAAGGGCCUACCGAGCAAGAAGUAUGGCGCGGAAGUGUCAUGAUCGUCACAACGGAUUCGAUGUCGUCGCUAGAAACGCCACCAACGUUGCGUCUCUUUGCCCAGCCCAUGGAUCUUCUGCCUCCUCCUCCACAACAGAUCAAUGACGAGGAGGGAGCUCAACUAGCCCCCGAAUAUGUAGAUCCAGUCGCUGGAUUGGUGAAACUUGGUCGUGAUGGUCGCGCAUUAUACGUCAAGCCCGUUGAUCAUUUGGAAGAAGGGGUUGAUCUUUCAUCCGUGGAGAGUGAGGAUGGUCUUUUCGAGAGUUCUCGCAGCCCUAUAGAUUAUGGGACCGACCAGAACAAAGGAUCGACGUCUAUACCAAGUAACAGACUUCAUCCAGUCAAUGGAGAGAAUAGUGGUUUGUAUGAAGAGGUGCAAGGAUUUCGUCUGUAUUCCGAUCCUGCAAGAGAUGUGACCUUCUGGCGGUUCAACAUUGAAGUCGAACUAGGAGACAAACAGGAACGCAUCGCGUAUCGCAUCAAUGAAGGGCCGGCCAUUGGAUUCUGGGUUCCGGCAAAGGGUCAGUCGAUGAACAUUAUGUUCCAUUCCUGCAACGGAUUCAGUCUAUCUGUUGAUCGCAACAAGUUCAGUGGACCCGACCCCCUUUGGCGAGACGUGCUCAAUGAACAUCAAACACGUCCAUUCCACGUGAUGCUUGGUGGAGGAGAUCAGCUUUAUUGCGAUAAGGUCAUGCAGGAUUCGGAACAAUUCGAAGAGUGGACGCGCAUCAAGAAUCCACACCACAAGAACAAUGCACCGCUUAGUCCAGCAUUCAAGGCUGAGCUGGAAAGCUUCUACCUAAAUCACUACGCAGCAUGCUUCUCACGUGGCCUCUUCAGUCUGGCUAACUGUCAGAUUCCCAUGGUCAAUAUUUGGGAUGAUCACGACAUUAUUGAUGGAUUUGGCUCGUAUCCUGACCACCUCAUGCGGUCACCUGUCUUUUCUGGCUUGGGUAAUGUCGCUUUCAAAUACUAUAUGUUAUUCCAGCAUCAGAGUUUACCUGAAGAGACUGAGGCCGACGAACCCAGCUGGCUUCUAGGAGCUGAUGUGGGCCCAUAUAUCAAGGAGAGAAGCCGCAGUCUUUUCAUGUCUUUAGGAAAGGGAGUAUCGUUCUUGGGCAUUGACUGUCGUACUGAACGCAUGCGCGAGGAAGUUGUUAGCGAACAUACGUACGAUUUGAUUUGGGACCGUUGUUACCGUGAGAUUGAGCGCGGUCAAGUCAAACAUUUGAUUGUGCUCUUGGGAGUGCCUAUUGCCUACCCUCGACUUGUCUGGCUUGAAAACAUCCUGAGCAGUCGAGCAAUGGAUCCUGUCAAAGCUCUUACUAGGGCAGGUCUCUUCUCUGGUUUUGUCAACAAAUUUGAUGGUGGUGUUGAGAUCCUUGAUGACGUGGACGAUCACUGGACGGCGAAGCAUCACAAGACAGAGAGGACGUUGUUGAUUGAAGACUUGCAAGAUCUCGCAGCAGAGAAAUCUGUGCGCAUUACAAUCCUAGGUGGCGAUGUCCACCUCGCUGCAAUCGGCCAAUUCUACUCAAACCCAACUCUCGGUAUUCCCAAGGAUAAGGAUUACCGCUACAUGCCAAAUGUCAUUUCGUCGGCUAUUGUGAAUGCACCGCCUCCCGAAAUGCUGGCUGACUUCCUCAACAAGCGAAACAAGGUCCAUCAUAUGGACUCGAAUACGGAUGAAGAUAUGAUUCCUAUUUUCACGCAUGAUGUGGAUGGUAAGAACAGGAAUAAUAAGAGAUUGCUUCCGCGUCGGAAUUGGUGUUCUAUUCGCGAGUAUCAUCCAGGAACAACUCCCCCGCCAACACCACCAACCCCCGUCGAGACUCCUGAUAUUGAACCAGAAAAUGCACGACCAGGACUACUCAAACGCACAUUGUCCUUGGGUCGCGGAGAGAGCCAGCCCCAUCCAAGUACCGGUCUACUUAGACGUCGAUCCGGCCGGGGCGCUCCACCAACAAAAGACUUCAACCUCGACAACGCGCAACAACGUCGCUUCAGCACCGACGCAACUGCUACACGCCGCCCACCCGAGAACGGUGACAGCUAUUUUGCCGCAUCCGACGAGCCACGACCGGGUCCAUUCCAUCGCCGAACCACCGAUCUUUCCGCCAAAGCAUCCAAAAAGGCAGCCCCCACCGCUGAUGGGGAGACCUUUGUCAAUCUCGAAGGAGGAUUGGAUAUCACAUUGAAUUGUGAAGUAAACCCCCAAGACCCAGCUGGUAUCACGACUCCGUACAAACUACUCGUUCCAGCUCUGUGGUUCGAAGGCAAUGGCUUUGAUCCUGAGCCACAGCCUAUAAGGAAAGGGUGGAGGAAGUGGUUGGGCAGAGGGAAGCCGAAACGAGGUCAUCCGCAACAACAUGAUGAUCACCAACAAGAAGUCCAUGGCCAUGCGGACAGUGCACAGCAAGCGAGGGAUGUAAAUGCCGGCUCGUAUGAUGAUGACGAUGACGACGAUGAUGAGGAUGAAGAGGAAUAUCGUCAAGGCCACGGCGCUCCACAAACACAUCCCUAUGCGCAAGGCGCGGCGCAAUAUGACGAUGAGGCGUACAGUGACGAGGAAUUAGAUACGCCUCCCAAGAGGAAGAAGUGGUUGGGUCUUGUUUAA